Syngnathoides biaculeatus (alligator pipefish) is the source of this 1949-nucleotide messenger RNA. It is a transcript of the gene myoz1a, whose product is annotated as myozenin 1a. Gene Ontology annotation, cellular component: Z disc; actin cytoskeleton. Lineage: Eukaryota; Metazoa; Chordata; Actinopteri; Syngnathiformes; Syngnathidae. The record is from RefSeq and is a predicted model, not a curated record. Gene Ontology annotation, molecular function: telethonin binding; actin binding; FATZ binding. The transcript is spliced from 5 exons. The coding region runs from base 972 to 1949 and encodes 325 amino acids.
UUUUAUUUAUUUUUUUUUUACAGAAAAUGUCACAACUAUAAAAACCAUGAACGCCACUGGCUGGCAAUGCUUUAAGUAACAUCUAUAACUGUCCAACAAUAGAAAUAAAGAAAUAUAGAAUAAAACUAAAAUGUGCUUAUCAUCACACUCAAUUGCGCAAAAAAGCCAAAGAAAAAGCAAAACACACUUGUGGUGUUCAUCGUUCUAAUCUCUCAAACGGCGGUUUUGAAACUUUAAAAAAAAAAAAAAAAAAAAUGACCACUUCAAAAAAUUCCAAGCUCUCUAAAUAGCACCAUCACAGUGUAGUAAGCCGGCGUGCUCAUCAUGCUUUAUUCCUGAAAAGUACACCGAUGGCCAAAACGCAAACCUUCCUAUCUGGAAAAUGUACUUCGAGAAUGAUUCAAUUAAAGUGUAUCAAACCAAAGUUCAAUGAAAAAAUGUGCCUACCGAAACGUUUGAAAAGAUUAAAUGCAACGGUGUUGUAUUGGAAAAAAAAUACCUGCAGCAAAAGAAGUGUACUGGAGUGGAUUUUUGUCCUGGUUGUAGUCUUUGUAAAAUUCUACAAACUUAACCUCAGUGAUUCUUUUUGUCCCGCUAGAGGGAGCCAAAGUAGCACACUUGAUUCCCUCAUUUUAAGUAAUUUGAUGACAACCUGCAUGACCAAACAAAUAGCGAGUACUUGAACUAUUAUUAUUAUUAUUUUAUUUAUUUUCUUUUUUUUUCCCCAGCUCAGUUUCCUUGGCGGAACGUCGGGAAUCUGAGGGGAACGACAUCCUUGACUUGACUUAAAGAGAUUUUUUUUUUUGCCAAUAAAUUUGAACUCGGUAUUGUAGACAGUCGGGUGACGCGAACUUGUAAACAAAUCAGAGUUUUCAUUGUAAUCCAGAAGAAGACACCACAACACCAUCAAACAUGAAACUCUGAGAGUGCCGGUCCAAGACCCAAAAUCUUUGUGGGAUGGCGAUCCCACCAUGAAGAGAUUCACAGGAUCCCAUACUGGCGUAAUUGACAUUGAUCUCAUUUUCUCGCCCCCAGCAGCCAUGCCGGCAAGAACGCCCACCCCAAUAAGCAAGAGGAAAAAGGCCACCAAAGUCAUCGUUGACUUAUCAAAAAUCUCUCAGGACGAGUUCGAGCCCGUGGUGAAGAUAUCCGAGUUCGACUUGGGGAGAAAGAUCGGAACGCCAAAGGACAUCAUGCUGGAGGAGUUGUCGCUGCUCAAGAACAAAGGCUCCAAGAUGUUCAAGAUGAGGCAGCAGCGGGUGGAGAAAUUCAUCUACGAGAACAACCCCGACGUCUUCGUUGGCGACUCCGUGGACGAGUUGCAGAAGUUUGUCCCGACGGUGGGCGGUCACACGAUACACCUGGGCGGGUAUCUCCUCAGCAAGGAUGCCAGUCAGAGGCAUUACGGAGGGAUGCCGUUCGGAGGGGGGGGGCCCGUGCCUCCCCCGAAGCCCGGGAACGAGGGCGGAGAAGCCGGAGGAGUCGGCGGGGGGGCGCAGCGCGGGAAAGACGGACUCCACGGAGGAUCUGGGGAAGGAUCCACAGCGAAAGAUGGCGGCGGAAAAGAUGCGGCAUCGAAGAUGGCCCCCAAGACCUACAUCUCGCCUUGGGAGAAGGCCAUGAAGGGUGACGAAGGUUUGCUUGCGACCCUGAAAUGGACCAUGCCCGGUCCCGUUCAUCAUAUUGAACUGCGCAAGUACAAAUGCUUUAACAGGACUGCCAUGCCAUACGGGGGAUUUGAGAAGGCUCUCCAGUUCAUGAAAUUCCAAAUGCCGGACACCGAGAAGACCAAAGUGGUGGCCGAGCCCACGGUCGUGUACGGGCACGAGAUCAACCUGCGGCCUUCUUUCAACCGCACGCCCAUCGGCUGGGUGGGCAGCGGCGAACCCAGCAGCAUCCACGUGGAUCUGGACAGCGUGCCCUACGACGGCGAGACGGAGGAGCUGUGA